GCAGGGGGAGCUCUAACUUAUCUCUAUAUCUCUGCUGUUGGUAAUGAAUGUGUACGGCUAACAAGCUGGUAGCUUUGGCAAUGUUGUCACUUUCAGAAUGUCGUCGCAGCGGGACACCGGAGAACUUGCUCGGUUUUAUACUGUCACGGACCCUAAAACGCACAAGAAAGGCUAUACUGUGUACAAAGUGACCGCUAGGAUCAUCUCUAGGAGAAACCCAGAAGAUGUUCAAGAGAUAACAGUGUGGAAGAGAUACAGUGAUUUCCGGAAGCUUCAUCAGAAUCUCUGGCAGCUUCACAAGAAUGUAUGCAGCCAGUCUGAGCUGUUUCCUCCGUUUGCCAAGGCCAAAGUCUUUGGUCGUUUUGAUGACUCGGUAAUUGAGCAAAGGCGACAAUGUUCCGAGGAUCUGUUACAGUUCUCUGCUAAUAUACCUGUUCUCUAUAGUAGUCAGCACAUUCAAGAUUUCUUCAAGGGAGGUGAGGUCCACGACGGCUCGGAGCUCAUUGGACCACCUGAGCCCUACUCUGACUUCCUGGUUGACAGUUUAUCAGACUGCAGCUCUGAUGUUCAGAGAGACAUCAGUGGCGCAGAUGAUUUGACUAUCACAUCUGAUUAUGGAGGCCCAUCCAGUGACAGUGACCUGACGUCCCUGGCUGUAGAUACGGACUCAUUAGCAGAGCUGGAUGAUGGCAUGGCCUCAGGCCGCACCUCCCCAAACCAACCACUUGGGGGAGCCACCAACAUUAGUAGUAGCUGCAGCCCUCGUUUGCCCCCUCUGCAUGAUCGCCGUACCCCAUCUCCUGCCCCAGUCCCUGCCUCUUCUGCUCCUAACCCGGAGGUCACCUGGCCAGGCCGAGCACCACUGAAAAAAGCCAGUGGUGGAAACCCAAAGGACAUAAAAUCAGACUACCUGGACAAAGCCAAUGAGCUUAUCUGUUUGGCUGUGCAGAAGGAAAAACAGGAAGAUUACCAGGCAGCGUUUUCCUACUAUCGCAGUGGUGUGGACCUGAUCCUGCAAGGAGUGCAAGGUGAGCCCAGUCCCACGAGGCGAGAGGCAGUGAAGAAGAAGACUGCUGAGUAUCUGAUGCGUGCAGAGCAGAUAUCUAGUCAGCAUCUGGGAAGCAACAUGGGUCAAGGAUCAACACAGACAGUGGCUUUGGGGGCAAACUGCUGCCCAUCCACUAGCAGAGGAGGCCAGCAGAGUCUGGCCGAGGAGCUGAGAGCUUAUAGAGUCCUGGGAGUCAUCGACAAGGUCCUUUUAGUUGUGGACAAGCGAACACAGGAGACCUUCAUCCUAAAAGGUCUGAGGCGGAGCAGUGACUGUGGACAAACUAAAAGGACCAUCAUGCCUCAUUCUGUGCCCCACAUGGUGCAGCUGAGGAAGUUUAUUGUGUCUGAAGACACGGUUUUCCUUUUGCUGCACUAUGCUGAAGGUGGAAAACUUUGGUCUCACAUUGGAAAGUACCUGCAUAAUUCCAACCUGGAGGAGAGCUUUGAUAUUCCUUUCAUCCAGAAGAGCCACACGGCGGCUGUGUGUUCUCCACAGCAUGCUGUCCCACAGCUGGAUGCAGGUUCAGCCAGCUCUGGUUCUGGGCCUCUUACCGGUUCUGGUUCUCACGUUGGGCUACAAAAGGAAGAAGGAAAGGGCACGGCAUCUCCUGUUAAAAGGGUUUUCCCUGCUAGGCUCAUUGAACCGAGUGGGCAGCAGUCAGACUCUGGGGCCACGUCGGAGGAAGAAUGCACCAACAGUUAUUUAACACUUUGCAAUGAGUACGAACAGGACAAAGUAGAACCGGAUGCACUGGAGGAGGGGGAGGAGGAGGAGGAGAAGAGCGAACAGGAAAUGUUAUCACUGGAGGUUCCCACUGCGCUGACCGCCACCUCCUCGCGUAGUCGCUCACUACCGAGCAACGACAGCCUCUCUUCACCCAUCAGCUCUCAGGAACUCGGCUUCCUCACGGAGUCUUCUGACAAAAGUGGCCACACCUGUGACAAUGAGAAGUACUUUGGCGAAGCACAGGACACUAGCGAAGUUUUCAGCCCACUACCGUCCCCCGCUCUGCCUCUGUCUUUGGACCAGUCGAAACACACGCCACUGGAGUUUUUCCGCAUUGACAGCAAAGACAGUGCUGGUGAGGUGACCUGCCUCACCUUAGGGGAGCAGCGGGUCCCUCAUAAGCAGCAAAAGCAGGUCCCUUUCUUUCCUACAGCUGAUCUCGACUCUGAUGUGACAGAGGAUUUGCCAGACUUCAAAGGCCACAGCUCAGAGUCUUGGGGGCUAGACUUUAGUGAUAAAGGCUCUAAUGAAUCAGUACCAGUGAUCUCAUUUAAAGAGGCAGUUGUGGAGGAUGAGGGUCAUCCUCCAGACCUUUUGGUUAAUCUUCCUAUAACAAGUGGCACUGUUGACCCUUUACAGGUGGAAUUUGAGACGUCUGGGGCUUGUCUCCUUGAGGCCACAGCCUCUCCUCAGAAGUUUGUCCAGCCGGAUGUUUUACAGCUUCAUAGUCAGCCUGAUGAAGAGGAACAAGAGCUUUCCUCUCUGUGCGCAGCCUCUGCGACCCAUGAUAUAAGUGUUGCAUCUUCAUCUCCUUUCAACUCACUGUGGGAUGACUACAGUCUGGCAUUUGGGCAAGAUGCCUCUGACAAAAUGGUGGUUGAUCCUGAAAGCCAAAAUACUGACUUCUCCCUUGAUGUAGCUGCACAAGAUGAUUUUACUAGUGAGAAACUGAAGACCUUUACAAAAGCAAACGCUGAUUUGGUUCCAGACUCCAGCGGCAAUAACGCAGGCUCCAUCCCAGCCACAAAUGGGACUGGGGUCUGUGAAGUGGUUGCAAAUUUAUUAGGCCUUGAUGGCGAAUCCUCAGGGGGUAUUAGUAGUACAGGUGGCACUGAAUUUGAUAAAGAAGUAUCGCGGCUGUUCGCAGAGCUGGACGAGCUGUCGUUGGCUGCAUCCCAAGCUCGUAUCCCGGAGGACUUCGUGCGAUGUUGGGCUGUGGAGAUGGUGACAGCCCUCGAUUCCCUGCAUCAAGAGGGCAUUAUCUGUCGAGACCUAAACCCCAACAAUAUCCUGCUUGACCACCAAGGCCACGUUCAGAUUACCUACUUCUGUAGCUGGUGCGACGUGGAGGAGUGCUGCGACAGGGAUGCCAUCGCUAAUAUGUACUGUGCACCAGAGGUGGGAGGCAUCAGCGAAGAGACGGCAGCGUGCGAUUGGUGGAGCUUGGGCGCCAUCCUGUUCGAGCUGCUGACUGGCAUGUCGCUGCUCCGGUGCCAUCCAGCAGGAAUCAGCCGCCACACGACGCUCAACAUCCCCGAGUCUGUUUCAGAGGAGGCCAGAUCUCUGCUUGAGCAGUUGCUCCAGUACAACCCAACGGAGAGACUGGGUGCCGGAGUGGGAGGCGUAGACGAUAUCAAGUCCCACCCAUUCUUUGCCAGAGUGCACUGGCCCACAUAGAUGCUGAACUCAGUGCAGCUGAAGGAACCCAGAGUUUCUAAAUGGAAAACUGACCGCUGUGACAAGCAGACUCCUCCAACACAGUAAAUCCUAGAACAUGCUUAUCUGCACAAACAGAUUCCCUUCCUCGCACAGCGUUCCUUCCUUCAUCUCAUAGGAGGUUUACCAUGUAACUUUGUUGGUGCAGGGAACACUUGAUAUGUGUAGUGCAAUAAUUUAUAUGGUAAGUACUUGUGCUGGGUGACGAGCCACUACAAUCCUGUCACUUCUGCACCUCUCGGUAUCAGGAAGCCAAAAUGACACGACUGAGACUGACAGGUGACAUUUCUGUGGUGUUCAAACUAAUGCAAAUUUAAGUUGUAAACAUUGAUGUGCAUUCAUAUGAUCUAUAACACAUUUCAUUACGUCCUUUGACAUUACAUGGACACAGAUUGGGCGUUGUUUAGUUCUGGAGUUGUGUUGUUGAGAAAUGGAUAUUUCUUAUUUAAACAUUGAACUUUUACUGCCACCCAGCUCACAUACGGUACCAGAAAAGAACACUAUGCAAAGCCAAUGAACACAGGAGGACUUCUGCUUUUGACUGGAGAGAAUUUUAUUUAUGAAUAAUUUUUUAGUGGCUCAUAACUGCAGGUCAGGCCAGUUAAACAAAUAAAGACUUCUUUUCUGUGCUGACAGUGAGAGGAUGAACCUUGAACCACCAGCCCUUUUAAGAUAUUGCUGUUUUUAGGAAUAUCGCACAAUGCAUUUUCUGCAUGCAGGAAUAUGAUUUAUGUAAUAUAUUUAUUCAAAAAAAAGUCUAUCAAACAGUUGAUGUCUUCUCAAAACAGUCUAUUCUAGCAUGUUAUGCUGAGCAAACGUAGACACUUCAGUGACUGUCAAAUCCUUUUUUUUAUGUCUGAGCGACACCUUCGCUAACCUGCCUCAGAUCUUAUUCAAUAUGUCGGCUGCAUCACAGGCUGGAUAUCAUCUCCUGUAUAAUCAGAUCAGACCUCUGCAAACACUGGAGCCUAUAUCAAACUGUAUUUCCAUGAGAUUGUCUAACUGCACUCGUAAUCACUCCACCGCCACUUGUACUGCACUGCCGUCCGAUAUGUGUUGAGCAACAUGUUGAAUUUCUAACUUCCAAGAUCCAUGAACCACCCCUUCACUUUCAGCAAACUCCAACUGUGAUGUUAGAUUUGUUGUGUUCCUACUGAAUGCUCAGCCUGCUGUUCUGUAGUCUGUUCUGUCGCCACAUUCUGAAGAACAAUAAACCUGGAUGAGUAUGUGAA
Molecule: messenger RNA, 4725 nt
Organism: Betta splendens (Siamese fighting fish)
Lineage: Eukaryota; Metazoa; Chordata; Actinopteri; Anabantiformes; Osphronemidae
Gene: rps6kc1
Product: ribosomal protein S6 kinase polypeptide 1
Exons: 16
Coding region: 98-3454 (1118 amino acids)
Biological process (GO): protein phosphorylation
Cellular component (GO): early endosome
Molecular function (GO): ATP binding; protein kinase activity; phosphatidylinositol binding
Source: RefSeq, a predicted model, not a curated record